Molecule: messenger RNA, 576 nt
Organism: Fraxinus pennsylvanica
Lineage: Eukaryota; Viridiplantae; Streptophyta; Magnoliopsida; Lamiales; Oleaceae
Source: the annotation of a GenBank genome assembly
AUGGCAGCCGCCUCGGACGAGCAAUUUACGGCUGUAAUAAAGCUGAAGCCCAUUGAGGCGACUCCCGAGACCUUUCAAGAGUUCGGACAAGUGAUUGAGGCGUCGAUCGAUGGCGAAGAGUUUGGACCUCAUGACGCCCAGCUCGACCUGUCUCAUGGAAUCCCCAGGUUUUACAUUAUGCAUCUUGAAGAUAGGGCUCUCAAGUUUUCAGAAAUAACACAUCAUGCUAGUGUGACCCAAUGCCUUGGUUCAAUUGGAAGCCAUGUUUGGUAUCUUGGAGUUGGAAAGCCAUCUAUUGUUGAUCCAACUGAAAUAAAGGGCACCACUGGUGCAGACGUGGUGCAAUCUCACUGUGGGCACUUUUAUGUUCCUCCGGCUGUUGAUGACAUACACGCUUUUAGAAUUUCAGGACCAAAAUUCUUGAAGCUGAAUAGAGGUACAUGGCAUGCUGGGCCGUUGUUCACUGAAAAGACAAUGGACUUUUACAAUCUGGAACUUAGCAACACAAAUGUGGUAGAUCAUACAAUCCACGACUUUGUCAAGAAGAAUAAAGUGGUAUUUCUGCUGGACGAGUAG